This is a messenger RNA of Condylura cristata (star-nosed mole), 803 nucleotides long. RefSeq names its product epithelial membrane protein 3 (gene EMP3). The record is from RefSeq and is a predicted model, not a curated record. Gene Ontology annotation, cellular component: plasma membrane. The coding region runs from base 205 to 696 and encodes 163 amino acids. NCBI's taxonomy places the organism in Eukaryota, Metazoa, Chordata, Mammalia, Eulipotyphla, Talpidae. The transcript has 5 exons.
GGAACCCGAGCGCCUGGGCCCUCCCUCUGGCUACAGACCUCAGUUGGGUGCGGUGAGGGUGGGUAUAAAAGUGCCGGUAUAUAUUCAGAGGAGCAGAGGAGAAUCCAGGAGGGUGUGAAGAGAGAGAAGCGGAGGAUUUGGAUAUCUCACCUGCCCUGUGCAGUUUCUUGAAAGUACCAUCUCCUGACGUCCCCCACUGCAGACAUGUCUCUCCUCCUGCUGGUGGUCUCUGCGCUCCAUAUCCUCAUUCUCAUCUUGCUUUUCGUGGCCACUUUGGACAAGUCCUGGUGGACUCUCCCUGGGAAGGAGUCCCUGAAUCUGUGGUAUGACUGCACGUGGAACAAUGUCAACAAAACAUGGACUUGCAGUAACGUCAGUGAUAAUGGCUGGCUGAAGGCGGUGCAGGUCCUCAUGGUGCUGUCCCUCAUCCUCUGCUGUCUGUCCUUCAUCCUGUUCAUGUUCCAGCUCUACACCAUGCGUCGAGGAGGGCUCUUCUAUGCCACUGGCCUUUGCCAGCUUUGCACCAGCAUGGCGGUCUUUACUGGGGCGCUGAUCUACGCUAUUCACGCGAAGGAGAUCCUGGCUAAGAGCCCCCCGGGGGGCAGUUUCGGAUACUGCUUCGUACUGGCCUGGGUGGCCUUCCCCCUCGCCCUGGCCAGUGGCGUUAUCUACAUUCACCUACGGAAGCGGGAGUGAGUGCCGGGACUCACCUGGCCCCCCACCCCGGCCCGUGCCCAACCUACCCCGCACCCGGAAGCCUCAGGCGCCGCGCAUCCCCCAGAAAAUAAAACUGUUUAACCGCC